Molecule: messenger RNA, 2951 nt
Organism: Physcomitrium patens
Lineage: Eukaryota; Viridiplantae; Streptophyta; Bryopsida; Funariales; Funariaceae
Product: transketolase, chloroplastic
Biological process (GO): pentose-phosphate shunt
Cellular component (GO): cytosol
Molecular function (GO): transketolase activity
Source: RefSeq, a predicted model, not a curated record
GAAGGCCCCUUUUAACCCUGUCUUCUCCAGUGCUUACUUCCCCUCACCUUCCUUCGUCACCUGCAAGGGACCAGCUCCACGGUUCCCUUCCUCGCCAUUCCUUUCUCUUCUUCUUCUUUGCUUCGCAUCUUGAGUGAGUGAGUGAGUGGGUGGGUGAGUUUCGGAGGACAGGGAGGGACAUCAUGGCUGCGGCGAGGUGUAAUGUGGCUGCGGUGGCAGGCGCUGUGGCGCCCGCUGCUGUGCGCGGAGCUUCCCAGGUUGAGCGCCUGGUAGCAUCUGUGCAAGGGUUGGGGAUAAGUAAGUUUACCGGAUUGAGGAUCUCUGCUAAGGGCGUCAGCAGCGACGCUGCCAUGCCUGCUCGGAAUGCGCGCAGGGGGAAGCAGGUGUCCGUGCGCGCGACCGCCGCUGUGGAGAUUGCCCAGAAGACUGAUGACGCCUUGGUGGAGAAGUCGGUGAACACCAUCCGAUUUUUGGCUAUCGAUGCUGUGGAGAAGGCGAAUUCGGGUCACCCUGGUCUGCCAAUGGGAUGUGCCCCCAUGGGACACAUUUUGUACGAUGAGGUGAUGAAGUAUAACCCGAAGAACCCGUACUGGUUCAACAGGGACCGAUUCGUAUUGUCUGCUGGCCACGGAUGCAUGCUCCAGUAUGCUCUCCUCCACCUCGCCGGGUACGACAGCGUUAAGCAAGAGGACUUGAAGCAGUUUAGGCAGUGGGGAAGCAGAACCCCUGGGCACCCCGAGAAUUUUGAGACCCCCGGUAUUGAGGUGACCACCGGUCCUCUCGGCCAGGGUAUCGCUAACGCCGUUGGUUUGGCCUUGGCCGAAGCCCAUUUGGCUGCCCGUUUCAACAAGCCUGACGCCAAGAUCGUGGACCACUACACUUACUGUAUUGUGGGAGAUGGUUGCAACAUGGAGGGCAUCUCCAACGAGGCGGCUUCGCUGGCGGGUCACUGGGGGCUUGGCAAGUUGAUCUGUUUGUACGACGACAACCAUAUCUCGAUCGACGGAGACACCGAGAUCGCUUUCACGGAGAACGUGGACGCUCGCUUUGAGGCCCUGGGAUGGCACACGAUCUGGGUGAAAAACGGCAACACCGGCUACGACGAGAUCCGUGCCGCAAUUGAAGAGGCCAAGUCCGUGACAGACAAGCCAACGAUGAUUAAGGUGACGACCACCAUCGGUUUCGGGUCGCCGAAUAAGGCGAACUCGUAUGCUGUGCACGGUGCAGCGUUGGGAGGCAAGGAGGUGGAGGCGACUCGGCAGAACCUGGGAUGGCCAUAUGAGCCCUUCCACGUGCCCGACGAGGUCAAGAGCCACUGGAGCAAGCACACUGACCUGGGAACCAAGUACCAGAGCGAGUGGGAAGCUGCUGUGGAGGAGUACGCACAGAAGUACCCUGAGGAGGGUGCCGAGUUCAAGCAGUUGAUCAGCGGUGAAUUGCCCGAUGGCUGGGACAAGGCUCUUCCUUCGUUCACUCCCGAGGACGCUGGUGACGCCACCCGCAACUUGUCCCAGAGGUGUUUGAACGCCUUGGCUAGGACUCUUCCAGGACUUAUCGGUGGCAGUGCCGAUUUGGCGUCGUCGAACAUGACUCUGAUGAAGAUGUUCGGAGAUUUCCAGAAAAGCACCCCUGCUGAGCGCAACGUGAGGUUUGGAGUGAGGGAGCACGCUAUGGGAGCUAUUUGUAACGGAAUGCUGCAGCACUUGAGUGGUCUGAUCCCGUACUGCGCCACAUUCUUCAUUUUCACUGACUACUUGAGGGCGGCGAUGAGGAUUUCCGCCUUGGCCGAGGCUGGUGUGAUCUACGUGAUGACCCACGACUCGAUUGGUUUGGGAGAGGAUGGUCCCACCCAUCAGCCCAUUGAGCAUUUGGCCAGCUUUAGGGCCAUGCCCAACAUGUUGAUGCUGAGGCCUGCGGACGGAAACGAGACCUCGGGAGCUUACAAGGUGGCAGUGCUGAACAGGAAGAGACCAUCGACCUUGGCUUUGUCGCGACAGAAACUGCCCAACUUGCCCGGAACCUCCAUCGACAAUGUCCAGCUCGGCGCAUACGCGAUCUCGGAUGAUUCCAAGGACAACAAACCCGACCUGAUCCUGAUGGCUUCGGGUUCGGAGCUGGAGAUCGCCGCGAAGGCCGCGGACGUGAUCAGGGGCGAGGGCAAGACCGUGAGGGUGAUCUCGUUCGUUUGCUGGGAGUUGUUCGAGGAGCAGAGCGCGGAAUACAAGGAAUCUUUGUUGCCCUCUGAUGUGACGGCCCGUGUGUCGGUGGAGGCCGGCGCCACGUUCGGUUGGGAGAGGUUCGUCGGCCUGGAGGGCAGGGCGAUCGGAGUGGACCACUUUGGUGCCAGUGCCCCAGCCAACAUUCUGUACAAGGAGUUCGGAAUUACCGUCGACAACGUGGUGGCGAAGGCGAAGGAAGUGAUGGCCUAAAUGAUGAACGAGAGCAGUGGUCCUCGCCCGUUGAUAGAGUCGCUAAGUGUCGAGAGUUUCAGUGUAGUCUAACCUAGCAGUCGACGUUUGUAUGCAGAGGGGGAUUCCUAUUUUUCUGGAGCAACCAAGCGUGUUACAUUGCAACAACCGACAGCUUUUGUUGCGUUAUGCGGUUUGAGCUUGCAACAUGUAGGCGACUUCCUUCUCUCUGACUAGUCUUGACAGAGGAACAGAUGAGUUCACUUGGUAGCUAUCGCCACAGUGGCUAUGGAGUGACAACAUAAACAUGAUUUUUCGUAGUGGACACGGCCUCCUCACCCACUUGGAAGCAGACCCAUCCUGGGUUCCGACGAGUGGGCUUCUAUUAGCAUACAUCUUUGCAUAGUUUAGAUUCCUAAAGCAUGUCCAUUUAGCAGUAAAAAUGUGACAUAAAUAAUUUUCACCAGGUGCCCGUCUGCUGUCGAUUGAAUUGUAAUGCUGUCCUCGUGAUUUUCUAUCCAUGAAUCCAGUUUGGUUGGAAUA